GUCAUCCAUGCCGUAGAUCUCGAACGGACGCCUCCGACGAAAGUCGGCUCCACAGUUGACCCUCGAACACUCAAAACUGUGACUGCAACUAGGCCGAUCGAUCAUUCCGCUGAGAGCUUUUAAGGGCUUCUGGCCCAGCUAGAAUCAAGUCCUUACCCACAGCAUUCAUCAUCUCUCACCACCGGUCGGCAGUGAGAUUUCUUUAUCAUGGCCCCAGCCUUGCAAAAGUACAGCUGGAUCCUCGCCCUCACCAGCAUCGCUUUCGUAUUCUCUUCAGCCUCCAAUGGUGCCAACGAUGUCGCCAAUUCAUACGCCACUUCUGUGGCCGCGCGAACACUGAAGAUGUGGCAGGCUGGUAUCCUUGCUUCUAUCACCGAGUUCGUUGGAGCCGUCGCUAUGGGAUCUCGCGUCACAUCCACGAUCAAGAGCGGCGUUUUCGGCCUGACCAAAUUCCAGCCGGCGCCCCCAACGUUCAUGCUGGUAAUGGGGUGCGCUGAAGUAGGCAGUGCGACCUUCCUCACUAUUGCUACGCUAUAUGGCAUGCCUGUCAGUACCACUCAAACCGUGGUCGGUGCACUCGCAGGUGCUGGUAUCGCGGCACAGACCCCUCUCAAGUGGGGAUGGGCCACUGGCAGUCUCAGCCAGAUCGCUGCGUCCUGGGCAAUUGCCCCACUUAUUGCAGCUGCAUUUGCCGCCAUCUUGUUCCUGACCAUCAAGUACCUCGUCUUGGACAGGGCAGACCCGAUGAAGUGGGGUAUGCGCAUGAUUCCUUGGUACCUAGCUUUCACAGCUGGUGUUCUGGCACUAUUCAUCAUUGACGAACUUCCCAAUAGCGAGUCGCUCGAAGAGAUGGGUCCUGGUAAGGCUACUGGCAUUAUUCUGGGUGUCUUCUUCGCCGUCCUCGCCUUUGCGUAUACCUUCUUCAUCCCCUACUUCCAUCGCCGUCUUAUUAUGAAUGAUGCUCGUAUGCGACCGUGGCACAUUCCUCUCGGACCUCUGCUCUACCGCGACGACCCUCCGAUCUACUGGCCUGGAAAGGGUGAUGAGGUGGUUACUGAUUACUACGCAAAGUCGUCCGUGGACACGCCUAGCCAGGAUCUAGAGAAGGCGCCCAAGGACCACGGCUUUGUCGAUGGUGCAGCCACUACCGACAAGACGGUCCACCAGACUGGCGAUGCUCAAUCGACUUCAAUCGAUGUGAACCACAGCGCAGACAACUCCACAACAGGACGUGCUCCUCACGGGCUUUCUAUGCCCAACCCAAGAGGAGAUCUUGUUGCUCAUGUCGUUCUCAAAAAGCCCGAGCCGGAGGAGCGAUGGUUGCACCCGGUCCGUGAUUUGCCGUUCUACUCGCCCAAGAAGAUCGGGAACUGGGCCAAAUUCCUACUCCUCCAGGGUGUCAGCCGCGACGUUGUCACGCAGAAGAACCUUGGUGCUGUACAUGCUCGCGCUGUCGUCUACGAUAACCGUGUCGAACACUUGUGGACUUAUGCGCAAGUAGCCUCAGCGAUGAUGAUGAGUAUCGCACACGGCUCCAACGAUGUCGCAAACGCCGUCGGUCCCUGGGUAGCAAGCUACAACACCUACACCAGCGGAGAGGUGACAGCCCGCGCUGACACUCCCAUCUGGAUCCUUGUCAUCGCUGGUCUGCUGCUCGGUUUGGGAUUCUGGUGUAUGUAUCCGUCUCUUGCAUCGCUCAUAACGGUUUCGCUAACGACACCCACAGUCUACGGAUACCACGUCAUGCGCUCGCUCGGCAACAAGAUCACCCAAGUCUCGCCUACACGAGGUUUCUCGAUGGAACUUGGCGCUGCCAUCACCGUGCUUCUCGCUUCAAGACUCGCUCUGCCUGUGUCAACUACGCAGUGUCUGACUGGUGCGACGAUCGGAGUGGCGCUUUGCAACUUUGACGUUCGCGCUGUCAAUUGGAAGCAGGUAGCUUUCAUCUUCUCGUCCUGGAUCAUCACCCUGCCGACUGCAGGUUUGAUCUCUGGUUUGUUGAUGGCUAUGGCUUUGAACACGCCGCAUUUCUGAGUCACUGCAUUUCGCCCAUGACGGGAAGUGUGAUUGAUAAUAAGUGAGGAGUAUACAGUGCCCUCACAUACUUUAAUGAGAAACGAUUUU
Molecule: messenger RNA, 2124 nt
Organism: Boeremia exigua
Lineage: Eukaryota; Fungi; Ascomycota; Dothideomycetes; Pleosporales; Didymellaceae
Product: phosphate transporter
Exons: 4
Coding region: 208-2034 (608 amino acids)
Biological process (GO): phosphate ion transmembrane transport
Cellular component (GO): membrane
Source: RefSeq, a predicted model, not a curated record